GUGCAGAACAUGUCACAGUCGAUCGAGGUGCUGAACCUGCGGACGCAGCGAGACUUUCAGUACAUCAUGAGGAUGGAGAGCCAGAUCAAAGGACUGCGGUCAAAGUUUCGGCAGAUCGAGGCAGACAGGAAGACGCUCGUCAACAAAAACUUUCAGGAGCUGAAGGGAAAGAUGGAAUCCCUGCAGCCUCUGAUUCCUGUCCUUGAGCAGUACAAGACAGAUGCCAAGCUCAUCUCCGUGUUUAAAGAGGAGAUCAGGAACCUGUCUGGGGUGUUAAUGGGCAUCCAGGAGGAGAUGGGGGCCUACGACUAUGACGAGCUGCAGCAAAAGGUCCUAAACCUGGAGAACAGACUCCACAGCUGCAUGAAUAAACUCACAUGUGGCAAGCUGAUGAAGAUCACGGGACCACUGACAGUGAAGACUUCAGGGACCAGAUUUGGAGCCUGGAUGACAGAUCCACUAGCUUCUCCUAAAAAUAAUCGGGUUUGGUACAUGGACAGCUAUACCAACAACAAGAUAGUCAAAGAGUACAAAUCCAUAGCUGACUUUGUGGCAGGAGUUGAAUCCAGAACUUACAAUCUGCCUUUCAAAUGGGCCGGAACCAACCACGUGGUGUACAACGGCUCCUUGUACUACAAUAAGAUGCAGAGCAACAUCAUCGUUAGGUACAGCUUUGAGACAGGACGUGUGAUAACGCAGAGGGCGCUGGAGUCGGCAGGUUUCCAUAACGUGUACCCGUACACCUGGGGAGGGUUCUCAGACAUCGACCUGAUGGCAGAUGAGCUGGGCCUGUGGGCUGUGUAUGCCACCAACCAAAACGCGGGGAACAUCGUCAUCAGCAAGCUGAACCCAGACACGCUCCAAAUCACCAACACGUGGAACACAGAGUACUCGAAGAGGAACGCCGGCGAGUCUUUCAUGAUCUGUGGAACUCUCUACAUCACCAACUCUCACCUGACCGGUGCCAAGGUGUACUACGCCUACUCCACCAAAACGUCCACGUAUGAAUACACAGACAUUCCCUUCCACAACCAGUACUUCCACAUGUCCAUGUUGGACUACAACGCCAGGGACCGUGCCCUUUAUGGUUGGAACAAUGGCCACCAGGUCCUGUUCAAUGUUACACUUUUCCACAUAAUUAAAACUGAAGAUGACUCUUAA
Nematolebias whitei (Rio pearlfish) is the source of this 1161-nucleotide messenger RNA. Its product is annotated as noelin-3. Bases 10 to 1161 code for a protein of 383 amino acids. Gene Ontology annotation, biological process: signal transduction. The transcript has 4 exons. The record is from RefSeq and is a predicted model, not a curated record. NCBI's taxonomy places the organism in Eukaryota, Metazoa, Chordata, Actinopteri, Cyprinodontiformes, Rivulidae.